This is a messenger RNA of Phaeoacremonium minimum UCRPA7, 945 nucleotides long. Its product is annotated as putative class ii aldolase protein. Lineage: Eukaryota; Fungi; Ascomycota; Sordariomycetes; Togniniales; Togniniaceae. Gene Ontology annotation, molecular function: actin filament binding. The transcript has 2 exons. The record is from RefSeq and is a predicted model, not a curated record. The coding region runs from base 1 to 945 and encodes 314 amino acids. Gene Ontology annotation, cellular component: cytoskeleton.
AUGGCCCCCUCAGCAAUCAGGGAGUCCUUCGAGUCCACCACUGCUGUGGCGGUGAAGAAGCAGGAUGUUCCUGAAGUCGAGCAUGAGAAGACGCCGCUAGAGGCCAUUUCAUUGGGAGAGGUUCUGCCAGGCAUUCCCACAUUCCCCUCCUUCGCCGAGGAGAGAAGGCAUAUUCUGAUUCACAUGGCCGCGACCUUCAGGCAAUGGGCGCAUCAGAACUAUGCCGAGGGCCAGUCCGGACACAUCUCUGUCCGCGACCCAGAAUUCCCGGCGGUGAUGUGGAUGAACCCGCUAAGCAAACAUUAUGGAACACUCACCGCCGGCGACAUGCUGCCCAUCGAGAUCGAGACGGGCCGCAUCGUCGGCGGCAACCCGAACAAGACGACGGGGCGCCGCACCGCCAACUUGGCCGGCUACUUCAUCCACUCGGCGAUCCACAAGCGGCGGCCGGACAUCCACGCCAUCUGCCACGCGCACACGGCCGCGGGGCGUGCGUGGUCGGUGUUCGCGCGGCCGCUGGACAUGCUCACGCAGGACGUGUGCAACUUCCACAACGCGCACGCCGUGUACGCCAACUACGGCGGCAUCGUGUUCGCGACGGACGAGGGCGAGCGGAUCGCCGAGGCGCUGGGCCCGCACAACAAGGGCGUCAUCCUGAUGAACCACGGCCUGCUGACGGUCGGCGCCACCGUCGACGAGGCCGGCUUCAUGUUCGGCCUGCUCGAGCGCUCGUGCGCCAUCCAGCUGCAGGUCGAGGCCGCCGCCGCCAACGGCCUCGAGAAGCGGAUCAUCAGCGACGAGGAGGCGGCGUACAACUGCAAGAUGGCGAGCGAGAAGCACGCCCUGUACCGGGAGGCGCAGCCGGACCUCGAGCUGGAGUUUGAAAGGGUCGGCGGAGCGGAGGUGCUGGCCAGGGGUUUUGAGACCCUCAAGAUCGAGCUAUGA